Molecule: messenger RNA, 2195 nt
Organism: Daphnia pulicaria
Lineage: Eukaryota; Metazoa; Arthropoda; Branchiopoda; Diplostraca; Daphniidae
Product: hepatic leukemia factor-like
Exons: 7
Coding region: 184-1497 (437 amino acids)
Biological process (GO): regulation of transcription by RNA polymerase II
Cellular component (GO): nucleus
Molecular function (GO): DNA-binding transcription factor activity, RNA polymerase II-specific; RNA polymerase II cis-regulatory region sequence-specific DNA binding
Source: RefSeq, a predicted model, not a curated record
CUCCCCAAUGGUGACGGGGCUUUUGAGUUGCUGCGCACCUUCGACGACCGCCUACCUGCUCCCACUGUUGUCUCUUGGGGAAAUUGCGACAUCUUGAACUCGUAGUAGUAGUCGUUAUAUUUUCCUAUCUAACCAACCCGAGCGACUUCAGUGUCAAUUCAACUUGUCGACAAGUCGGGUGUCAUGUCGAGUGACCUUCCUCCCACUGGCUUUGGCCAGUAUCAAACCUCGGCUGUUGCGUCCGCUCAAUGGAAUAACUGGGCCCACAUGUUGGCCACCAACAAUAAUUCGCAAGCUAUUCAUGCGGCUAUGGCUGUCCAGCGGGGAGGCUACAAUCAACAUCAACUUUAUUCGCAGUCAGUGCCGACUUCUGGGGUUCAGAGUGGAUGGGCCCAAUCACCAUGGGGUCCUUGGGUUCAACCACAUCCUCAACAGAAUCGUUUCCAACAGCCGAUAGCAUCCCAAUUCCCUGGGCCUCCUCCCCAAAUGCUACAUGUUGAACACUCAUUCCGAAUGUGUUCUUUGUAUCCAACAGAUAGGCUAACCAGCGCUCCGGCCGUUGUGCCGACGCAAAAAAUCGGCUCGUCAGUAGCUCCGAUGAUGACCACCAACACAUCUCCAUCCCGUGGCGGAGGCAAUGAAAAUGGUGACAAGAAAAAAGAAGAAUCGGACGAAGUCUGGGGCUACCUAGAAGCUCAGUCGUCUUUCUUGGGCCCUUCACUCUGGGAUAAUGGAGAUCUUAAGAUGGAAUAUAUGGAUCUGGACGAAUUUCUGUCCGAAAAUGGCAUCCCAUUAGGUGAAGGUCAAGGGCGUUCUCCACCUUCCAAGAGCCUCACUCCACCUCGUUUGGUUGCUAGUGCGGAUGGAAGCUCCGGAUCCGGCCUUGUUCGCUGCUCGCUGCCAUCCAGCGGUAGCGAGAGUCCCGAUAGUAACAAGGCGGGCAGCUCUGUUGGCACGCCACUUAAUUACCCGAGCCACAGUCCGGUCGAGAUUGAGCUGAAAGAUGACGAAUGCAGCAACGCCUCCGAAUCUUCGAAUUCUACGGAACUGGAUACUGUUGCCCCCUCCUCUCUGGAGAAGGCGAGGCCACCUGUGGGCAGACGCAAGCGCACCGCUGUCUCGACUUGUUCGUCCUUUAACGACAAUUCUUCAGACGAUGGUUCCUAUGUUCCUGGCCAAGAAGAUUUUGAUCCCAAGAGUCGCCAAUUUUCUCCGGAAGAAUUACGCCCUCAACCAAUGUCAAAGAAAUCGAAGAAACAGUAUGUUCCAGAUGACUUGAAGGAUGAUAAAUAUUGGGCUAGACGUCGCAAGAACAAUAUGGCGGCCAAACGUUCGCGUGAUGCACGUCGCGUUAAAGAGAACCAGAUCGCCAUGCGGGCAAAUUUCCUCGAAAACAAGGUAAAUGCCGAUUUGCAAGCUGAGGUGGAAAAGUGGAAGAAGUUGUACUACGCUGCACUUAAGAGUCUGGAAAAAUAUGAGAAACCCGGAAAAAAGUGAUAGAUAACAAUCCGCAUACUUCGUCCCUAUAUAUCGUAUCGACAUCAACUUUUAGAAGCCAUUCGUCUUCUUGGUCGUAGGUGUUAAUUCUCCUCGCCCCCCCCCUUCUCCUCAAGAUGACAACCCCCCUUUACUUUAUUUUUGCACAGUUUUCUUCAGAGGUUCAAAUUAUUACCUUCCAAGUUAUUAAAAAAAAGAGAUUUUUCUUUUUCCUUUUGUUUUGAUUAAUGGUGAUUUUCUGUUGUGAGACCGAACUCCAAGUACAAAUCUGUUACGAGAUAUAUGGAACCUCUUGGCGUUGAUACCCCCAGCAUAUUUUAGCCCCAUUUUUAUUGUAUAGUCGUUCGGGAAUGGAACAAAAAAAUAUGUUACACUUGGGUUCCUUCCCCGCAAAACAAAGACCCUUAAAUAUUACCAGUUGUUUUUAUAUGUAGUGUGCAAUGGUUUAGAAGUGAUCACUGAGAAAACUAAAGUGUCAUCUCGAGUGGUUGUCGCUAUUGUCACGGUGUUUCCAUCGUGUCCAAUAUGUAUUUUUGCUCACCCCCCACCCUUCCGUCAACGUAGUCGUUAGCCGAGGUGUAAUGUAUUGCUACUCCUCGAAGUUUAUCUUUAUUAGAUGUUAGAAAUGGUAUUGUAAUCGGGUCUAUGUAGUAAAAAAAAAAAACUUGUUUCAAUAAACGCGGUUUUAUCAACGAAAA